GGGUGAGGGGGGGGGGGCACCGGUCUGACGGGACACGCUUUGCCUAUCUGAGGGGCUGCACCCAAAUGAGAGGCCAGGACGUAGUCGGCGCCCGGAGGUCCCCCCACAGAGCAGCUCGGAGACGUCUGCAGAGAGGUUCAACAUGUCCGUCCCGAGGCAGCGAUGGUCGCUGGCGCUGCUCGCCGUCUGGUCGCUCUCGUCCGCCGUGCUCGCCACCGUGGUGCAGGACUUCAACCACGUGGAGCGCUGCAAGGAUUCGCUGUACAUGGGCACCCCCCCGCGCGGCCUCACGGAGAACCGCCUGAAGAGGAUCUGCCAGCGCUAUGGCGACCGGCCACGCUACGUCACGCUGUACGACCCGGCCAAGCGCAUCCCCGUGUACUCGGCCUACAGCUUCAAGAAGACCGAGGGCGACCGCCGGGUGGACUUCGCCUGGAUGUACGAGCCCCAGCUGGCUGAGCUGGACGGCAGUGGCAACAUGCUGCCCUUCCCGACUGGCUACCUGCACAUGAAGUUCGAGGACAGCCAGGCGGUGCUGGACGACUACUCCGACGUGGUGCUGUACGAGCGGGGGCAGCUCAACCCGGACCAGCACCAGUCGGACCUCAAUGACCGCGCCGCCACCUACACCCUCACCAACGUGGUGCCGCAGAUCCGCGAGUUCAAUGUGGGCCCCUGGCAGGAGCACCAGGAGCGCAUCCGCCUGCGCCUCAACAACUUCUGCCGCGGCCACGCCUUCGUGGUGACGGGGGUCACCACCAAGGGCAACACCAUCCGGCGCAACAACCAGGACCGCCUCAUGAUCCCCGAGGACCUGUGGUCCGCCUACUGCUGCACCGACUACGACCGCAACGCGCCCCACGACGUGCGCGUGCGGUUCCCGUCGCAGGCGUCACUGGCCAAGAACGCCAAGGAGGGGAACACGGUGCGGGAGAUGACGGUGCAGGACCUGGAGAGCUUCCUGAAGACCAACAUGGAUGUGGACCUCAACCUGCAGAUCUUCUACGACAACUGCGUGUCGCCGUCCUCGCUGCCCGCCUCGCUGAACCACGUCAUCUGAGGCCGCACGCGAAGACGCACACGCACAUACACGCACACACACAUGCGCACGUAGCCACAGGCACACACACACACACACAUGCGCACGUACACAAAGGCUCAUACACAUCUACCACUGCUCCUCAUCUUGUUGUGUUGUUGUUGUGUUGGUGUUGUGUUGUUGUGAUGUGCGUCUACAGCCCGCUGAGUUGGUAUAUAACUUAA
Gadus morhua (Atlantic cod) is the source of this 1263-nucleotide messenger RNA. RefSeq names its product endonuclease domain-containing 1 protein. The transcript is spliced from 2 exons. Gene Ontology annotation, molecular function: nucleic acid binding; hydrolase activity; metal ion binding. Lineage: Eukaryota; Metazoa; Chordata; Actinopteri; Gadiformes; Gadidae. The record is from RefSeq and is a predicted model, not a curated record. The coding region runs from base 143 to 1060 and encodes 305 amino acids.